GGGCAUCGUUCAACGUCGCGCGUCUUCGUCGCGUUUGUGCCAGCAGCCGAACUGAGCGACUUGAACCCAUCAACCAAACAGCAUGCAAAAUGUCCGACAUAUCGGAAAACGCAGAUAACGCAGGACACCUCGUCGAAGAAUCUGAUGAUGCCGAGUGGGAUAAGUCGGACCAGGAUGACUCUCCACAGAAAGCUCACUUGCUAGACUUGGAAGCAGUUGAAUCAUCCUCAUCCGAUUCGAGCGAGGGAGACUUCAGCAUUGAUGAGAGCGACCAGGACAGCCAGGAACCCUUCUUUUUUCCCCAGUUCAAGCGCCUUCCUUUUGAGCUUCGCGAGCGGAUAUGGCAAUUCUUCUGCCCGGAUCUGACUGCGAAGGCAAGAGCGUUUCACUUUCAUUGCGUCCCGCCAUCGGCACAUGAACUGGCCCAUGGAUACAGACCGCCGAAAGAUGCCCCCAUGGUGCCGAUUUGGAACCACGCAUUCCUGGAACAGCAAACCAGACCUGCUCGCACCAUGCUGGCCUUGCACCGCGAGACCCGAGAGCUCGCCCUGAGGUCUUUUCCCGACGCCCUUUCGUUCCGGCGCAACUCCAUCCUGAGGUUCAACGCCAAGACCGAUGUCAUUUUCUUGGAUUCCAUCGGAUCAGGCUCAAUCCGCGUAAGGUCUCGCUUAUACCCCGAAGACGGCCUCUUCGACCUAGGCUUCACAAGGCCCAUCCAGCACCUCGCCGUUGACCCCUACAUAUUUCCGUCUGUUCAGUUUUACAAACUCCAAGCUAUGUUCAGAGCCUUCAGGAAUGUCAAAAACGUCUACUAUGUCCUCAAUGCCAGCGAUCACAGACCCGAAAAGCUAGCCUGGUGUGCCUCCGACAUGGUGAGCCAUUACAAUCUCGUCACAUUCGAGGAGGAACCGGGCCUCGGCGAGAAUUCCUCGUGUUUUUACUGCUGGCCGGAUGUCGAACGGAAUCGAACGUUUGCCGAGCAAGAGAUUCCGGUGGCUUAUUUACUCAGCCGUGCAAAUGUUUCUUUUUUCGAUGACGGGGACGUCGUCGAAUUACUUCCAGAUGGCGUACCGGCCUGGCCAUUGAUUCAGUUCCAUUUUGAUCCCGAAAAAGAUCCCGUCGAGCAACUUUCGGAGGCGAUUGCGUCAAACCCCGAUUGGCACUCGCCGGCCGGAGAAGACUGGCAGGAAGAAGACGAAAUCAGCGACAGCGAACUCGAUGAGUAUGAAAGUGAAGGCAUUGACGACUCCGAAAUUAGCGAGGAUGGUUCAACUAACAGUUCUGAACUUGAUGUGUUGGAUGAAGGUGACAACCCACAUCAUGCGCAUUUCUCCAGCCCGGAGCAGUCAUCUUCGACCGUCGAGGAAUCGGAUGGAUCGGAAUCGGAUGGAUCAGACUCGGAUAGAUCGGCAUCCGACCAGCCAGCACCUAGGUCGACAUGGAAACGCUCGAGAGGCAGGGUCAUCGAAUCCGAAUCGGAAUCUGAAGAUGACUCAGAGGAAAGUCCUCCCCGGAAGCGGGUACGGAUCGAUAAUCGCCGUAGUCGUGCCCUUCCCGAAGACGAUGAUGAGGAGAGAGAAACCCCAUCCGGCGACGAUGGCCAUGAGGAACAGGGCGAGAAAGACACCGACCCCCAGGUUCAGGAUUCCGAGGGUGAAUGGUCCGGCAUCGCUAGCUCCGACGACGAUGAGAACCCCGCGGGAGGGGCGUCUCUUUCCAGACCCAUGACUCUUGCCGAGAAACUGCAACAACAUCGCGACAAAGUCCGGAUUCCCGACUCCGGCGACGACGACCCUUCUGAUGUGGAGGAGAUGGGCAACGAUGAUUAUGACGCCCGGAACUACGCCGACUUUCAGGAUGACGAAGAAGGUGUCGACAUUUCAGGGGAAGACGAUGACGGCGAGCAGGACGAAGAAUUCCAGGGUCCUGAGCAGGAUGGAGAGCAGGACUACGAGGACGAAUACUAUUAAUGAGUUUGUAGAAACUUUAACUGGUUGGUCUUCUUCUAUUGCCCCUUGACAUGGAGUAUGGGGAACUCACCUAGAAGGGAACAUGUACUUCAUUCUAUGUUACCCACUGUAUUACCUUCGGACUGGCUGGGAUACCUAACCAAAUUUCAGGGGUGACUCCCUAAACGUCCUCAUAGCUGCUAUUACGCAAGCGGACGUCUGGUGACAUGUAUCACACAAGAGGCAAGCGCGGUUAGUAAGACGCUUCUAACAGGUGAACCUCCUCUCACAACCCCAACUGGGACUCAAAAUCCGUGGGCGUUUAUGGUA
Molecule: messenger RNA, 2279 nt
Organism: Canariomyces notabilis
Lineage: Eukaryota; Fungi; Ascomycota; Sordariomycetes; Sordariales; Chaetomiaceae
Exons: 1
Coding region: 90-1970 (626 amino acids)
Source: RefSeq, a predicted model, not a curated record